Molecule: messenger RNA, 5553 nt
Organism: Verruconis gallopava
Lineage: Eukaryota; Fungi; Ascomycota; Dothideomycetes; Venturiales; Sympoventuriaceae
Exons: 3
Coding region: 427-4833 (1468 amino acids)
Biological process (GO): transmembrane transport
Cellular component (GO): membrane
Molecular function (GO): ATP hydrolysis activity; ABC-type transporter activity; ATP binding
Source: RefSeq, a predicted model, not a curated record
GGCAGACAUCAUUCGCCAGCCCUCGUGUGUGCACCCUCGGAUGCAAGGUGAGCCAGGAUUACUAUAACACUUUCGGAGGGCCUUGACGACCCCUCUCACAAAUCGCGAUACCGCGGGCGAUCCUUUUCUCCCCGGAUCUUUCGUUAGCUGAGAUCCUGCGAGCGUUGUGAUUAGCUAGGCACGUCAUUUAGAGCGGCAACGGCUGCUUCCAAAAGAAAAGCGAAGAGACUUGUGGUGCGACAGUUUCGGACCCGGCAGUUGGGCGCGACCACUAAUAUUGCCUGACCUUCGUCAUGACUUAUAGCAUCUAAAGACGUACCCGAUUUUUAUCUGCCUGCGUCUCCAUACCUUCUUUGCACUUCAUAGUCGUUCACUUUUGUUUACUGUUGGCAUCACCGUGGACUUUCUUCUCUUGUUUCCGCCAUCAUGGCGCAGAACGACCAUGACUUGGAGAAGAAUCUCGCCGACCUCGACCCCAUCGGCAUUGCAACGAAUAACCCUGCACCGCAAGAGCCAAUUGCGUCGCCUGCGUUGUCAAGAGUGUCAAGCAGCAUGUCUGACGACUAUGAAAACAAUACCGGGAAAAAAAACGAUGCGGAAAAACAUUCGGAAACGAUUGAACCUAUAGCAAGACCGACAUUGAGCAGAAAGCAAACUAAUGCGACUGCGGUCACCGAAUUGUCGCAGACCACGGAAGCGACUGAGCCGCCGAAACGCUCUCUCUGGAAGAGAAUAAACCCGUUGAAGCGGAAUCCGCCUCCAGUACCUGAGGUUCGAGGACCUUCGCGCGAAUACACUGCUGGGUUCUUCAGCCUUCUCACGUUCCACUGGGUUACCCCGCUUAUGAGCGUUGGCUAUUCCAGGCCACUCGAGUACAACGAUCUUUGGGAGGUGAAUCCCAAUCGUGCUGUCGAUCUCUUAAGUGGAAGGCUGAAUGAAAAUUUUGCUAAGCGUCGACGUAAUGGAUCUAAGCGUCCCCUACUCAUGGCCAUCUACGACACUCUCAAGGUAGAAUUUUUGUUCGGCGGCCUCAUGCAACUCAUUUCUGGCUUGCUACAAGUCAUCUCACCGUUCAUUCUGCGAUAUCUGAUUCAGUUUGCGAGCAAAGCGUGGUAUGCGACGCACAAUGGCCAACCGGCACCUCCAAUAGGUCAUGGUAUCGGGUUGGUCUUUGCUGUCUCUAUUAUGCAGACAUUGCAGACGCUUUGUACUAAUCACUUCCUCUAUCGCGGUAUGCUUAAUGGUGGCCAGGCACGUGCUAUGCUCAUGGCGGUCAUAUUCGACAAGGCCAUGGUUCUGUCAGGGCGAGCGAAAGCCGGAGGCAAAGCUAUUGAAGGUCCUCAAGCCCCCCCUAAAGGAGUGCUCCCAGGGAGCGAAGCAGAAAAGAAAUGGUACAAAAAAAUGCUUAAGCAAAAGACAAAGGGAAAAGCGGUUGCUGUACCAAGCAAGCAGGGUGUCUCUGGGGAUGGUCAUGGCUGGAGCAAUGGCCGCAUAAUCAACCUGAUGUCGGUCGACACCUAUCGUAUAGACCAGGCAUUUGGAAUGUUUCACAUGUUGUGGACGGCGCCCAUCCAAGUGCUCGUCACGCUGGUCUUGCUGAUCAUUAAUCUGUCUUACAGUGCGUUGGCUGGUUUUGCCCUGCUCGUUGUCAGCAUGCCGCUGCUGGCGAAAGCAAUUCGAUAUCUGUUCAAGCGCAGAAUGUCCAUCAACAAAAUCACUGAUCAGCGCGUCAGUUUGACACAGGAAAUCCUGCAGGCUGUGCGUUUCGUCAAGUUCUUCGGUUGGGAGACGGCAUUUUUGGACCGCAUCUUUGAACUGAGGAAGAGGGAGGUUCGGUCGAUUCAGUGGUUACUGGCUACCCGCAACGCAAUCAAUGCCGUUUCUAUGUCGAUGCCUAUCUUUGCAUCCAUGUUGUCAUUUAUCACGUAUUCACUGUCGAAGCACAUCUUGAACCCGGCUCCGAUUUUUUCAUCUUUAGCGUUGUUCAACGCUUUGCGAAUGCCGCUAAACUUCUUGCCAUUAGUGCUUGGUCAAGUAAUCGACGGCAUAGGAUCUGCGAAUCGCAUUCAGGAGUUCCUGCUCGCUGAAGAAGCAGCCCAAGACAUCGAAUUUAAGUACGACAUGCCGACGGCCAUCGAAAUCGUCGGCGGUGACUUUACCUGGGAACGGACGCCGACGCAGGACACCGAAAAUGAAAAGAGCAGCCGGGGCCCUGGAAGUCUCAAGAAGGAAACCGCAAAGAAGUCAUCUAAGGACGGUAAAACCGCGAGCAGCUCUGACAAUUUCGGGGGCGAAGGUUUGGAUACGGCAAGCACCUUGACUGAAAACCCACCGUUCCAGAUCCGCAAUGUCAAUUUGUCGAUAGGUCGCAACGAGCUCGUAGCAGUCAUCGGCUCAGUUGGGUCCGGCAAAAGCUCGCUUCUGGCAGCACUUGCAGGCGACAUGCGAAAGACGGCCGGCGAGGUUAGUCUUGGUGCGCAGCGCGCGUUUUGUCCUCAGUAUGCUUGGAUCCAGAACGCGACAGUAAGGGAUAACAUUUGCUUCGGUCUUGAGUUCGACCAGGAGUGGUAUGACAAGGUGGUUGAUGCUGCGGCUUUGCGACCCGAUUUUGAAAUGCUUCCAGACGGCGACCGCACUGAGAUCGGCGAGCGCGGCAUUACCGUCUCCGGCGGUCAGAAGCAGCGUUUAAACAUCGCGCGUGCGAUUUACUUCAAUGCAGACAUCAUUCUCAUGGACGAUCCGCUAUCGGCUGUCGAUGCUCAUGUUGGACGUCACAUUAUGGACAAGGCGAUCUGUGGGCUGUUGAAAGACAAAUGCAGAAUUUUAGCCACUCAUCAACUAUGGGUUCUCAACAAAUGUGACAGAAUAGUGUGGAUGGAGGACGGCCAUAUCGAGGCUGUCGAUACGUUUCAGAACUUGAUGGCGGGUAACGAGGGCUUUCAGAAAUUGAUGUCACAAACGGCAGUUGAGGAAGAGCAGGACAAAGAUAAAGAGGUUGAUGAAGAUGAAGCGGAGGAGGAAAAGAAGGGCGAUAAAAAGAAAAAGAAGAAGGCCUCUGCGUUGAUGACUGCGGAAGAGAGGGCUGUCGAGAGUGUGAGCUGGAGCGUGUACGCAGCAUACAUCAAAGCGGCCGGCGGCUAUUGGGUGGCGCCGCUCGUGUUUUGUCUGCUCGUACUCACACAAUGUGCGAACAUCACGACAAGUUUGUGGUUGUCGUGGUGGACGUCGGACAAAUUUCACUUCGCGACCGGUUAUUAUAUAGCAGGCUACGCGGGCUUAGGCGGCGUCCAAGUUAUACUGAUGUUUCUAUUUUCGGUGAGUCUUUCGAUCUUUGGAACUACCGCGAGCAAAGUUAUGCUUCGCGAUUCCAUGGCUCGUGUUUUGCGGGCGCCCAUGUCUUUUUUCGACACCACGCCUCUUGGACGAAUUACGAACCGCUUCUCGAAAGAUAUCGAUGUUAUGGAUAACAACCUGACGGAUGCUAUGCGCAUGUACUUCAUCACCCUGGCAAUGAUCAUCGCGGUCUUUGUGCUUAUCAUCGUCUAUUUUCACUAUUUCGCGGUCGCGCUAGGUCCGCUCUUCAUCAUGUUCUUGUUCUCGGCUGGCUACUAUCGUGCAUCGGCACGAGAGAUCAAGCGCCACGAGUCCGUCCAGCGGAGUUUUGUGUUUGCGAAGUUUUCCGAGGCUGUAUCAGGAGUCGCAACAAUCCGCGCAUAUGGCUUGCAGAAGCAUUUCUCGAAAGGUGUUCGCGAAGCUAUUGACAAGAUGAACGCAGCGUACUACAUUACUUUCGCCAACCAGCGAUGGCUGUCUGUUCGGUUGGACGUAAUUGGAAACUGCCUGGUCUUUGUCGUUGGCAUCCUGGUGGUGACGUCGCGUUUCGAGGUCGAUCCCAGCAUUGGCGGACUUGUCCUGUCUUAUAUCUUGUCAAUCGUGCAAAUGAUCCAAUUCACCGUCAGACAGCUGGCCGAAGUGGAGAACAACAUGAACUCGACUGAACGAGUCCAUUACUACGCGACGCAGCUGGACCAGGAAGCCCCUCUUAAGCUGAAGGAUGUUCGGGACACGUGGCCAGAGAAGGGCGAAAUUAUUUUUGACGACGUGAAGAUGCGUUACCGACCAGGCCUUCCGCUUGUGCUUCAGGGAUUGACACUGCACGUGCAACCUGGUGAACGUAUCGGUAUCGUCGGCCGUACGGGCGCGGGCAAGUCAAGCGUCAUGAGCACAUUGUUCCGCAUGGUCGAGCUUUCUGGUGGUAGCAUCACUAUUGACGGUGUCAACAUCGCCGAAGUUGGCCUGGGGGAUCUAAGGUCUAGGUUGGCCAUCAUCCCUCAGGACCCAACUUUGUUCCGCGGCACGAUACGUUCGAAUCUGGAUCCGUUCAACGAGCAUACUGAUCUUGAGCUGUGGGCUGCCCUUCGACAGGCGGAUCUCGUUGGGGCGGAGACCCAGAUGGAGGACAAGUCGGCCCGCAUCAACCUGGACUCAGUGGUUGAAGAGGAAGGCCUUAACUUCUCACUCGGUCAGCGACAACUUAUGGCCCUGGCCCGUGCUCUUGUUCGUGGGUCUCAAAUCAUUGUGUGCGACGAAGCGACCUCGUCGGUGGACAUGGAGACGGACGCAAAAAUCCAGCAGACGAUUGCGACGGGGUUCAAGGGCAAGACGUUGCUUUGCAUCGCUCACAGGUUAAAGACCAUCAUCAAUUAUGACCGCAUCGUGGUCAUGGACCAAGGUCGCAUUGCGGAACUUGACACACCAAUUGGCCUGUACGAGAAGAACGGGAUUUUCCGAAGCAUGUGUGAGCGAAGUGGCAUUAGGAGAGAAGAUUUUUGAGCCCCUUUGCAUGCCAGGUAAUCGGCGGCUCUAUACUUGGUCUCCAUGAUUUUUUAAUCUAGCAAGCCGGUAUUCAUUUUUUUUUCUUUUUUGGCGUGGGAUUGAAGGUAGAAAAGCAAAGGGAGCGAAGGUGUUUCUUUUUCUUCUGCAAGAACAAAGCAUGUUCAGUGUGCGGUGCAUCUGCCGGGUGUCAGGCCAAAGGCAAGGGCAAUUUGCAUUCACUGGUAGCGUACGGAACAAACAUGUGUAGAGAAUUCCUGUUGAGCGUGCGAGCAUAGGAUAAAACAUACGACGGCACAAUGGUUCAAGGAGCGGGUAAUUAAAAUAAUGGAAAAUAGUCUGACCAUGCACCGAGAUCGAAUGAAGAAGGUUGAGAUUAAGGUUCGGGACAGCCUCCUCGAAUCAUGGAUGUGCAAUUUCGAUAGGCGACUGGGGUGGAUGGUGAUUCAAUCCAAUCAAAAGGGUGGCUUGUGAGGAAAGGCAGACGUCUGAAAGGAGCAAGGUGGAGAUGAAGACGGCCGACUUUCUUUCUACUGCGUAGCAAGGGAGGGUGGAAGACGAUGGGAGGGAGUUUCAAACUCUCGGUCACACUCCGCACCUCCGCUCACGCUGUCUGAGCGAAGAAGUAUGGAAGCAGCAGGAACUGUAGGAGUGGCCGCAGCUAUCUAACCGCUGCCAGAGGGGUACAUACUCGUAGCACGGGGACCAUGAACUGUGGAG